UACAGGCGUUACAUUGUAACAUUCCCAACUGGUUAUGAUGAUCGUCCCGUUCAUGACAAGGGAUGACCUGCUCCAGCUCUGGUACGAUCUUUUCGAUGUCACUGAUAUGUUUUUUCAAGUUUUGGUAUUCCAGUGGUCUAAGACAGAGGCCCUUUUUAGUAGGAACGAGAUCCGAUUCACUCGAGGGUUUCCAAUACUGUCGAAUGUCGACGCAGGGAUUGUCUGUCUUGACUGUGACAUAGACAUUAAAGCCCAAGUGCCAUUUUCCGUCGACAUUUUCUUUUAAUGCGGUUUCGAUUUGAUCCAAGGUGUCGAUGAGGGUUUUAAAUGAGAGCAGUUUCAAACUGAUGCCUUUUUUAGUGGGUUUCAUAAAUGGCUGUUGAAUUUCCCAUUCCCUCAAAUCAACUCUGAUUUCUUCUUUCCACGUUUGGACUCUAACAUAACGUCCAUUUUCUAAUGCCACGGAGAAGCGAGGAGUAGACAUGUUGUUCGUUCGGUGAUCGAAAUGAAGAUGAGAAAAUAUUCGCAGCGCGACUUUUAUACUGGAAGUGAGAACUACGUCAUGGAAUUUUUUUUUCGCCGUCAAUAGCCAUUUAUUUGAUAACAAUGAAAGAAAAAUGUGGGUAAUGAGGCGGGGAUAUGAAAAAAAAGAGAAGGCCAAAGAAUACACCGGAAAAACCAUGACGUCAUGCACAUUGUCAUUGAGACAAAGAAAUGGAAAAGUACAAAGUUAUUGAAGAACGAAUCGGAAAAACCCAUGACGUCAAACUCUUUUUUGUCAUAAAGAUAAUGAAAACGACAAAAAUAGUCAUGACCUCGAUUUGUUUCUUUAGAAAGAGGAAAAUAAAAGAGACACAAUGAAAGAUACGCACGAAUAAGUCGUAAUCGUAUAAAUAGAGAAUUUCUUUUUGGGAAUCGUCAUUUCACGUCUACUUCUCGACCGAUCAAGAUGACUUCCACGCUAGAUGGAAUGCCUAACCUGAUGGAAACCGACUCUGCUCCCAAUUUUGAUUGGAGUACCACAUCUUCUUUAGAAUGUGAACCCUCUUGGGAGGCAGAUAGCAAUGCUAAUUUUGCAUGGGGUUAUCCAGAUUCCUCCUCGUGCAAGAAGAAAAUGGAGGAGUACGUCACGGUGCAAAUGCCAGUGCAAAACAUUCCUCCACCACCUCUACCUAAAAAAGAGGUUUCUAACUGGAAGUACCCAGAAUACGUCAACUUUGCCGAGUGGUAUGCCAGUUUUGGGGAUUGGCCGAAAUAUCUGAGGGGACCCAACAAAAAAGACUUGGCACGUUCUGGAUUCAUCUACACAAAGAUCGGAGACAGAGUCACUUGUUUCUCCUGUGGUAUGACCCUGAAAAACUGGGAACCUGUGGACGACGCUUACAAAGAACAUCUUCGCUGGUCCAAGAACUGUAUCUAUGCCCAGAUGGUAUCAGAUGGAAAAUACGAUGACUGGAGAAAGAGAACCUCCAAUGUGCGCCAUUAA
This is a messenger RNA of Saccostrea cuccullata (small rock oyster), 1486 nucleotides long. Its product is annotated as death-associated inhibitor of apoptosis 2-like. The coding region runs from base 950 to 1486 and encodes 178 amino acids. Lineage: Eukaryota; Metazoa; Mollusca; Bivalvia; Ostreida; Ostreidae. The transcript has a single exon. The record is from RefSeq and is a predicted model, not a curated record. Gene Ontology annotation, cellular component: cytoplasm; nucleus.